CACGACACCGGUUCGCAUCUUCCUUCCGUUUCUUGGGCGACCCGGUGAAGCCCCUCAGCUGAAAUCCCAUCUGAAGCUACAUCGAUCCGACAUCUGGUCUCUUCGAGUUGAAGCCGAAUUUUGCCCUGUGGCAUUUCUAGCUGCCCAAUUCCACCACUUCACCACCAACCAACAAAGGACGGGGACUCGGUGGAUGUUCCUCCCUCCCCUCGUCUGGGUUACGUCAAUUGCGGCAGUUGUGAUGCACAGAGAAACGGCCCCGGCCGGCUUUUUAUGAAUUCCGUGACAAGAAUUCCCGCCAGAAUUUACAGCAACUGGACGACAGUUCUCAGCUCAACCCCGGCAACCUUCGCUACCGCUUCUCGGCGGCCACUCCAACCUGGUGCCAUCGUCGACAUCCGCGCACCUUUGGGUAUCUCCACCUGCCGUUCCAGGUUUCUGUCGACGUCCUCCACCUGCCAUUCCAGGUUUCUGUCGACGUCCUCCUCAAAGCAGCCAGCUGUUCAUCCACGAUCGGCCUUCACCGCUGCUCGUCUUCCUUGUGCUUCCCACUCGACACCGUCAGCGAGGCCAUCCUCUGUUCACCAUCGGAUCUUGGAUCAAGGACCAGCCAUGGCGGACAGAGAUAUCCUCCCAGGCAACUUCAAGCCGACCCACUACGACCUCGUCAUCAAGGACUUGGACUUUGAGAAGUGGGCCUACAAGGGCACUGUCAGAAUCGAUGGUGAACUCGUCGCUCCGACGAGCCAGAUCACCCUAAACACGCUCGAGCUCAAGCUUCUCAGCUCCAAAAUUGUCGUCAGCCAGAACAAGAGCGAACAAUCAUGGGCGUCGACCGGUUCGACCGAGGACACGGCGUCGCAGCGGUCUACCAUCACGUUCCCCGAGGAGCUUCCCGUAUCGUCCAAGGCGUCUCUGACCAUUGUGUUCACUGGUGAGCUGAAUCACGACAUGGCCGGCUUCUAUCGCAGCCAGUACAAGCCCGCUGUUGCGGCAGCUGCGAGCGUGCCCCGCGAUGGCCAGUUUCACUACAUGCUGAGCACCCAGUUCGAGUCCUGCGAUGCUCGCCGUGCCUUUCCCUGCUUUGAUGAGCCGAAUCUCAAGGCGACAUUUGACUUCGCCGUUGAGAUUCCUGACGAUCAGGUUGCCUUGUCCAAUAUGCCUGCCAAGGACACACAAGCUGCCGGGCCUAACAAGAAGCUCGUGUCGUUUGAGACAACCCCGGUCAUGAGCACCUACCUGCUCGCGUGGGCGGUGGGCGACUUUGAGUAUGUUGAAGCCUUCACUGACCGCAAGUAUAACGGCAAGACGGUUCCCGUCCGUGUCUAUACGACUCGCGGACUCGAGGAGCAGGGGCGGUGGGCACUGGAACAUGCGCCAAAGAUCAUCGACUUCUUCUCGGAAUCGUUCGAGAUCGACUACCCCCUUCCAAAGAGCGAUAUCCUUGCCGUGCACGAGUUCACCCAUGGCGCCAUGGAGAACUGGGGCUUGGUCACCUAUCGAAUGACUGCAAUCCUCUUUGACGAGAAGCUCUCCGAGGCUAGGUUCCGGAACCGAAUUGCUUACGUCGUCGCCCACGAGCUUGCACACCAGUGGUUUGGCAACCUUGUCACCAUGGACUGGUGGGAUGAGCUGUGGCUCAACGAGGGGUUUGCCACGUGGGCCGGCUGGCUGGCGACGGACCAUCUCCACCCCGAGUGGGAGGUCUGGCCGCAAUGGGUAAACGAGGGCAUGGACUCGGCGCUCGACCUCGACUCUGUCCGCGCAUCCCAUCCGAUCCAGGUGGCAGUCCGCGAUGCCCUUGAUGUCAACCAAAUCUUUGACAGCAUCAGCUACUUGAAGGGCUGCUCAAUGAUUCGCAUGCUGGCGUCGAACCUCGGAAUCAAGACGUUUCUCAAAGGUAUUGCCAUCUACCUGAAGAAAAACGCAUACGGCAACGCAAAGACGGAGGCACUGUGGGGCGCCCUUAGCGAAGCGUCCGGUGUUGAUGUCAACACGAUGAUGAAGCCCUGGAUCGAGAAGAUUGGCUUCCCCGUGCUCACGGUCACAGAAGGGUCGGAUGAAAUAUCUGUCAAGCAGAAUCGCUUUCUUUCAACUGGCGAUGCCAAGCCCGAGGAUGAUGAGACGAUUUGGUGGGUGCCGCUUGCCGUCAAGGGCAAGGUCGGGUCGCAAGACAUCGAGCCGCUCUCCCUCACCACCAAGCAGUCCACCAUCAGCGGAGUCAGCUCCGAGUUUUACCAAAUCAAUGCCGGCGCAACUGGCUUUUAUCGUGUCAACUACUCAGAGCCGCGGCUGAAGCUCCUGGGCACCCAGCUUGAUCGGUUAAGCACCGAAGAUAAGAUUUUCAUCACCGGAUGCGCCUCUGACCUUGCCUUCUCUGGAUACGGCACUACUGCGGCCCUUUUGUCCUUCAUCCAGGGCAUGAAGAACGAAUCGCAUUUCCGGGUCUUGAGCCAGGCGCUCGACUCGAUCAACAGGCUCAAGUCCAUCUUUGCCAGUGAUGAAGAGACCAAGAAAGCCCUGCAGAAGUUUGUUCUCGAGCUGAUUGACGUCCCAUUGAAGAGCUUGGGCUGGGAGGCAUCAGAGGACGAAGACUACAACACCGGCCUGCUGCGAAAGCGCCUCCUUCUCACGGCCAUCGGCAACGGCCAUGAAGAGACGAUUCGAGCAGCCUUUAAACUCUGGACCGCUUACCGUGAGAACCCCACCAAAGCUCCGCUUCCAGCAGACCUUCGCGCUCCCGUGUAUCGUGCUGCUACCCGCACAGACACUGCGGCCAGCGUGGUGGCUUUGAAGGAGGAGUGGUUCACGACUCCCGCGGUUGACGGAAAGGAAAUCUGCCUCCAGGCUCUUGGCCACGUCACGGAUGCCACGAUUGUCGAGCAGGUCCUUCUGCCGUUCUUGUUUAGCAUUUCGCCCCCGGCAACAGCCGCCGACUCGGUGCCGUCCGGUGACAUGCAUACGCUGGCUGGAGCGCUGGCAGGCAACCGUGUGGCCAAGCCCCUGCUCUGGGCGUUCAUCCGCGACAAUUGGGAGCAGGUCCUCGCGAAGGUCGGCGGCAAUCCCAUCGUCCUUGACCGCCUCGUAAACCGGAGUCUGAGCAAGUUUGAUGAUCUGGAGACGCUCAGGGACAUUGAAAAGUUCUUCUCCAGUGUCGACACCAAGGGGUUCGAUCGCACUCUCGAGACGGUCAAGGACAAGGUCCGGGGCCGUGCUGCCUACAAGAAGCGCGAUGCCCAAGGACUCAAGGAGUGGCUAGCUAGCAACGGCUAUGCGUGAGCACGGUAUUUUGGAAGAUGGGAGGAUAUUUCCCUAGGUGUGUUUGGGCUUCUUCGGGCGGUUGGCCUGGGCUAGGUCAGAGUUAGUUUGUCAGCCCAACUGGGCAUCUUACCGACUUAUCCUGAGGAGUACCGGCUUGUUCCGACCUGUCCGUCUCAAAUAAUAGCGUCUGAAUCUUUUAGGCGUUGAUUGAAAAUCAGCAGUGUAAUGAUUUAGGUAUGACAUUAACUCGAGGCCAAGAAGUUGAGGAUUCAAGACAAGUCAACACAAUCUGGUCGAGAGAUUCACUGUUAAUUACUAUACAACAGGCCAUCCGCUCGAAAAAUCAAUCUUAUUCCAUCCGAAGCGCUUUUGCCCGUCGGCAUAGCCAACUCGGGUGUCCACAUAGUGGUAGUACAAGACC
Molecule: messenger RNA, 3682 nt
Organism: Lasiosphaeria miniovina
Lineage: Eukaryota; Fungi; Ascomycota; Sordariomycetes; Sordariales; Lasiosphaeriaceae
Product: peptidase family M1-domain-containing protein
Exons: 3
Coding region: 274-3279 (1001 amino acids)
Biological process (GO): proteolysis; peptide catabolic process
Cellular component (GO): cytoplasm
Molecular function (GO): metalloaminopeptidase activity; zinc ion binding; peptide binding
Source: RefSeq, a predicted model, not a curated record